AUGCCCUCUCAGAAGUUGAAAAUUGUAGAUAUGAGUGAUGAAACCAUCACCCAGAACACCAUAGCCAUCAAUUCUCAACAUAACAAUGCCAGAUUCAAGUUUAUAUUGAACAGCCUUGUCCAACACCUCCACGACUUUGCCAGAGAAACGAGAUUGACUACUAAAGAAUGGGAAGCUGGAAUCGAGUUCUUGACUCAGACUGGGAAAAUGUCUUCCGAUAUAAGACAAGAGUUUGUUCUCCUUUCUGAUAUUAUGGGGUUUUCUGUGUUAGUAGAUAGCAUCUCCCAUCCAAAGCCAGAGGAAGCAACAAUUGGUACUUUGCUUGGGCCCUUCCACACCCACGAUGCUGAAGAACAUGAAAGUGGAACUUCCAUCACUUCCGCAGAUAAAGGUGAACCACUUUUAAUAGAGGGAAAACUAACUGACAUUCGCGGUAACCCUAUUGAAGGUGCCACUAUUGACUUGUGGCACUGUGACAAAGAUGGUUUCUAUGAUACUCAGUACAUUGAUAGAAGUGGCCCAGAUAUGAGAGGAAUAUACAAGUCGAAAGCUGAUGGAUCAUUCGUGAUUAAGGCUACCAAACCUGUACCAUAUCCAAUUCCCCAUGAUGGACCUGUAGGAAAGUUACUCCAGAAGCUUGAGCGUCAUCCUUAUAGACCAGCACAUAUUCAUUUCAUUAUUGAAAAGGAAGGAUACGAUAGUUUGGUGACAGCAUUGUAUCACAGGGGUGAUCCCUAUGAGACUUCUGAUGCUGUCUUUGGAGUCAAGACUCCUCUACUUUUUGAGUUGGACAGAAUUGGAAAGGACAGAGCAGAAAAAUACGGGAUGAAACAAGACGACUGGCUCUUACAAUGGCAUUUCAAAAUCAUUACUGCCGCAGAAUCCAAAAAGUUAGUAGAAGAGAAAAAUACAGAAGCCUUAAAGAAGGUGAAUGUCAGAUUUACCAUCAACGAAGAUGGACUUCCAGAGGCUGCACCAUUGGACUGA
This is a messenger RNA of Scheffersomyces stipitis CBS 6054, 987 nucleotides long. RefSeq lists its product as uncharacterized. The record is from RefSeq and is a predicted model, not a curated record. Bases 1 to 987 code for a protein of 328 amino acids. Lineage: Eukaryota; Fungi; Ascomycota; Pichiomycetes; Serinales; Debaryomycetaceae. Gene Ontology annotation, biological process: catechol-containing compound metabolic process. The transcript has a single exon. Gene Ontology annotation, molecular function: catechol 1,2-dioxygenase activity; ferric iron binding.